Molecule: messenger RNA, 692 nt
Organism: Talpa occidentalis (Iberian mole)
Lineage: Eukaryota; Metazoa; Chordata; Mammalia; Eulipotyphla; Talpidae
Gene: CHP2
Product: calcineurin like EF-hand protein 2
Exons: 7
Coding region: 10-597 (195 amino acids)
Molecular function (GO): calcium ion binding
Source: RefSeq, a predicted model, not a curated record
AGCUCGGCCAUGGGCUCCCGGAGUUCCCACGCCGCGAGGAUCCCCGACGUGGAGGCCAUCAGGCGCGAGACGGGCUUCUCCCAGGCCUGCCUGACCCGCCUCUACCACCGCUUCUGCGCGCUGGACGGCAACAAGAAGGGCUACCUGAGCCGAGUGGAUCUGCAGCAGAUCGGGGCGCUGGCCGUCAACCCCCUGGGAGACCGCAUUAUAGACAGCUUCUUCCCCGAGGGGAGUCUGAAGGUGGAUUUCAUAGACUUCGUCAGGGUCCUGGCUCAUUUUCGACCUGUAGAUGAUGAGGACAGAAGCCGGGACCCCAGAGAACCUGAACCCCUCAAUAGCAGAAUGAACAAACUUCGCUUUGCAUUUCAACUCUACGACCUGGACAGAGACGGGAAGAUCUCCAGGCAGGAGAUGCUGCAGGUGCUCCGGCUGAUGGUUGGAGUUCAGGUCACAGAGGAGCAGUUGGAGAGCAUUACGGACCGCACAGUGCAAGAGGCUGAUGAAGAUGGGGAUGGGGCCGUGUCCUUCCUGGAGUUUGCCAAGUCCUUAGAGAAGAUGAACAUAGAACAGAAAAUGAGCAUCCGUAUCCUGAAGUGACCCUCCUGUGCCUUCCGCUGCCAUAUGCAGACCAGACCUUGGGAUUCAUCCUCAGCCCCCAUGGAGGCAGGACCCCAAUAAACUGUACUUUAAAA